Molecule: messenger RNA, 6508 nt
Organism: Etheostoma spectabile (orangethroat darter)
Lineage: Eukaryota; Metazoa; Chordata; Actinopteri; Perciformes; Percidae
Gene: knl1
Product: kinetochore scaffold 1
Exons: 32
Coding region: 243-5732 (1829 amino acids)
Biological process (GO): protein localization to kinetochore; cell division; attachment of spindle microtubules to kinetochore
Cellular component (GO): nucleus
Source: RefSeq, a predicted model, not a curated record
CGGACUCGAGAAAGUAGAAUAGUGGAAUGCGCAUGCGUGGAGGCGGCUAAAUUCAAACCUAAAGACGUUAGCAUUACACGUCUGAUCGAGGGAGGCUCGUUGACGUUAUCUAGAGCUUGUAGGUUCUCACAUCGACCGAGCUAAAAAUAAGCGACAUGAAAAGUAUUUUAAGUUAACGUAAAGUAAGACGAACACAAUCGUAUCCGACGAGGAAUUAAACUCAUUACAACUACAAGUUGAAAAUGGAGCCUCUGGAUCCUGCCAAGAAUGAUGAAGGCAGUGGAUUCACCAGGCGGCGCAUUUCUUCGAUUUUAAAAGCUCCACAGAGAUCAUCAAUGAAAUUCUCUGACCCAGUGCAACAGGAAAACGUGGUGGAGUGUGCUAAACCAGUGGAAAAGAGGAAUUCAAGAAGAGUCAGUUUUGCCCCUGCCAACAAUGUUCUCCUGUUCUCAAAGGAUGGAAAAAAUGCCUCUCCUGCCAAAAAUCCUUUACAAGAGUUAAUAAUGACAACAGCGGCAGCCACAAACAAUCGGGUCCAGGUGGCCCUCACUGAAGAUGGGAUUCAACCAAUUACAGGAAUGGAAACUCUAUUGAAUGCUCCUCUACAUGCUUCUCAACAAGGGCAUAAGGUCAACUUUGAUACUGUGGGUGGCUUAGGGGAGAAAACCGUGAUGUUUUCUACAAAUGAUGAAUUCAUGGACAUGACCCACAGUCACACGAUAAACAUUGCCGGUGAUGCAGAAUUACUUGGAGAUAUUUCCCUCCAGAACUAUGACCCUUUACCCUCUAGAAGAGAGAAAACGGCAAUGUUCAGUGUGAAUAAUGGAUCCAUGGCGAGAAAUGUAUCCUCAUCGGUGCCUUCUUUGGACACUGAAUUUGAAAACUUCCUUGACAGUCACUCUAAACAAAGUAGCCCCAGCCCUAGCCUGGUCGUCACAAGAACAAAGCAUGCUCCUGUUGCACCCUCUGAAGAAGCAAACCGCUCUCUGGCACAGAUUAAAACCCAAAGGGCUGAUGUGGAUAAAGAAAACCAAGCUCCAACUUCAGUUUCAGCUGUGAUGGAGAAGUCACUUAAUCCAUCCAAGAAGAUUGGUGAAUUAUCUUACAGAAGUGCACUCUGUCCAGAAGAUGAUAUAAGCAUGGAUAUGACAGAACCUGAGGCAGACUGCAUGCUGGGAUUCACUGAUGAUGAUGAUGAUCCUUUCCAGUGUCUUUUUCCCACACAAGAAAUGUACUCCCGCUUUGACAACAGAGUGUUACAGACAGCAGAGAAGACCAAACAGCAGAAAAGCAGUAAAACGCUGGCAUCCUUUAACCCUAAAGAUAUGACAUCUUUGAAGAAUCCGGCUGUACAUGCUUCCCAUCGAAGACACAAGGCCAACUGUGAUACAGAAAAUGAUUGCAAAGAGAAAACAAUAAUGUUCUCUGCAGGUGAUGAGUUUAUGAAUAUGACUCAGAGUCAUACGGUCAACAUUGCCAGUAGUUUAUUACCACCUCCGAACCAAAACUUGGAUAUUGUUCACACUCUUGGAAAAAUGGACAAUGCUUCAUCUCUGGAGGAGAGAAAGCAUGAGGCGGGUGGUGCGCCUGGCUUGUCAGCUAAUGCUAUGGAUCUAGGAUUUGAAGACUUCCUUUCAAGUCUCUCUAAACCAGGCGCCUCCAGUGGUAAUCCUGCGAUUGCCAGAGCGAUACCUUCUGCUGCAGCAUCCUCUAAGGAAACUGUUGACAUCAACAGCUCCCUGUUCCAGCUUCGAAGUAAUGUUUGUAAAGUAAGUCAGUCCCUCAUUACAUCCAGGAGCGUUGAAAAAUCAUUUAAUGGAAGUACAAUCAGUCCUGAAAAUGAUGUGAGCACGUAUAUGACUAAAGUUCAGACGGACCGCAUAAUAGGGCCCACCGCCUCAGAUGAUCCUUUCCGGUGUCAUUUUCCCACACAAGAAAUGUACUCCCGCUGUGAAGGUCUGAAGAAACAAGAGAUGACUUCAGGACAGAAGAACAGCGAAGCACUGGGGUCAUCUAACUGUGCGGGUAUGGAGACCGCAUUGAAGCCAUCUUUGAAGACAAAGGUGGAAAGAAAUCCGGUUAAAUUUGAUACCGAAGAUGACUGCAGAGAGAAACCUGAGAGGUUUUCUGCAACUGAUGCAGCUAUGGAUGUGACACAAAGUCACACUGUUAACAUUGCCACUGGUUUCGAGCUGCAAUCGUUUCAAAAUGUGGACCGUUUGGCUAUAUCUGGAGAGAAAACCUUUAAGUUUACUGCAAAUAAUACCUCUAUGGAUAUGACAAGAAGUCACACUGUAAACAUUGCCACUGAUUUAAAACUGCUGUCACAGCAAAAUGUGGACUCCUUACCUGCUUGUGGUGAGAAAACCAUGAGAUUCAACACAACUGAUGCAGCUAUGGAUGUGACAAGAAGUCACACUGUAAACAUUGCCACUGAUUUAAAACUGCUGUCACAGCAAAAUGUGGACUCCUUACCUGCUUGUGGUGAGAAAACCAUGAGAUUCAACACAACUGAUGCAGCUAUGGAUGUGACAAGAAGUCACACUGUAAACAUCGCCACCCAUUUAAAACCGCAGUCACAGCAAAAUGUGGACUCCUUACCUGCUCGUGGAGAGAGAACCAUGAGAUUCAACACAACUGAUGCCGCUAUGGAUGUGACAAGAAGUCACACUGUGAACAUUGCCACCGAUUUAAAACCGCAGUCACAGCAAGAUGAGGUAAUUUUACCUGCUGACGAGAAGACAACGAGGUUCACUGACAAUGAUGCAGCUAUGGAUGUGACCCAAUGUCUCGCUGGAAAUAUUGACAGCAAUUCAGUAUCAGAAUCACUUCUUUACCAUGAUUCUAAUAUUUUAUUCACCCAUAAAGACGCUGAUUUUCCUUUAUCUGCACAGAAGACGGAUCAUCCGCGCCACCAAUCUUUGUCCGCACACACUUUGGAUCCAGGGUUUAAAAACUCCCUAUGUAAGAUGAGUGACCCCUGGGCCAGAGCAGUGGCUCCUGCUGCACUGUCCCCUCAAGAAACUGAAGACACAGAUAACUUACUGGACCAAUUUAAAACACAGAAGCCUGUUGUGGAUACUGAAAAGGUAGCCUUAGGUUUUGUUUCAGCUGUCUUGGAGAGGCCAGCAAAUAAAACCAUGACAGAAAGUCCAGAGGACGAUAUGAGCGUGAGCAUGAACAUGACUGAAGCUCAAACUGGCGGCAUUUUAGGACAAACGUAUACAGGUGAGCUGCCUCAAUGCCUUUCUUCCUCACAGGACAUGUACCCCAAUCCUGACCUUUUGAAGAAAACCGAGGCAACUCCUCAACAGAGAAAUGAAGCACUGGGAUCAUCCAACCCAGGAGGAGUGGAAAUCCCAAACCUUCCUGAUUCUCCUGACUCAAAUGAAACUGGCACCAGUAAGGAACCCAAAUCAAAAAAUCUAUCUUGUACUUUAUCACAGAAGAUGGUGAGUUCACCCUGUGCUGUUGACCAUGAUAUUGAUACCGCACCUUCACAAAAGUCCAGACGGAUGAGUCUAGCCGAUCUUAAGUCAAAAGUAAGGCGUUUGAGUCACAUGGUGAGUACAGCUCCUGAUACUAUCGCUAUGGACAGCCGCACAGCACCCUUGCCUCACCUAGAACGGGACAUGGACAAAACCUCAAACGACAAAACCAAAUCCCUACCUGUAACAGAGCCUCAACUUGAGAUGGGUUUGGUAAACACAGAAGAAAAUACACAAGCUCAAUGUCUUAUGCAAGGAGAACAACCCUCUGCUACUACAACUCCUUUCAACUUGAAGACCAAACAACUUAUGUCAAGACUGUCAAUGGGAAUUUUUAAGGCAAAACUCCCCCAAAAAAGCAAACCGGAUAAUUCAAAGAAGGGGAAUUCUGUGGACAAAGGCCAAAGCACAGUUCCAGUCAAUGUUUCUCAUCAACUGAGCAACUUUGACCAUGAUAUGAGCGAUAUUUAUAAUGAAGAGCUUGGUAGCUAUGAAGGUAUGUCUGAAACUUUGGACAUAACGAGUCCUCAGAAAGCCACUGAAAAAGUGAAGGCUUCCCAAGAGUUCAACAUGGAUGAGCUUUUAGAGGAAGAUGUAUAUGAAAAGGACUUGAUUAGUGCCGCCAGUGGAAAAAAGAGACCUUUGCCAGCAGAUAAUGUGGAGGAUGAGAAGAGACUGAAGGUAUCCACCGUGGCGACCUCUGAUGUUGAAAUGGGAUUUCCGUCUCACGUUGUGGAGUGUGACAGCAACGUUACUACAGUUCCAAGCAUGACUACACAGACCACAGAUUACUCCAACAGCAGUCACACAGCCAGCAUCAGAUGUGAAGCUACAUUUGAAUCAACUUACAAACAAAGCCUGUUUGAAUCCCAGCUAGAAGACUACGCCAAUGAUGUUCAGAGGAAACUCAGUGAUGGCACCAUUACAUUGUUAGAGUUCUUUCAACUCUUCAACAUAGACUUUGUCAUCCAUAAUCCUCGGCAAAGCAUCCUUCCUGGCAGACUUUUGUCAGACACAGAUCGCACAUCGAUGGAUUUAUUGAAAGACCGGCACAUCAACCUUCCUAAACAGAUGGUGUAUGAGACAGAUGUCCUCAACCUUACAGAGAUGGUGGAGGGGUUGAAGGAGCCAAUGCGGGACCUAGACAAACCACUGAAGAUUGUUAAUAGACCUUUGUGGGAAGAAGUGAGACAUUUUUCAGACAAAGAGGUCAAAUCCUUUGGUGCCAAACUAAAAGAGAGACAUAACCGGUUCAGAAAGUUGAGCAAAGUUCAGUCGCAUGAAAUGAAGGAGGUGUUGUACUCCAAUCUAUUGCAGGCUAAUCUGAAGGAGCAACAGAAGGCGAGAGGAAUGAUUGAGGAAGCAGAUGGGAUGAUAAAAAGUUUGGACGACUGUAUUCGUGAAUUAGAAACAGAACUUAUUGCAGUUGAAGAAAAAGGCUUUGAAGACCAACCAAGUCUGAAAUCACGUCAGGAAGAAAUGCAAAAAGUCACCGAGGCUUUGGAGGAUAAUAACCGACAAACAUCUGAACUGGAGAUGCAGAAGCAGCGGACGUCCGAUAAACUGAACAGGCUGAAAGUGGAGACGAGCAACCUUGAGACCCACCUCACCGCGCUGCAUAUGAUAAAUGAAUGGAAGUUUGGGGAGAAGAAAGACAACUGCAGUGUCUACACUUUCCUCUAUGAGACCUUGAUUCUACAGUUGGUGUAUGAAAAAUCCAAUGGAAAUGAUGCUGAUAUUCAGUGUGAGAGGAAAAUAUCGUACAUCACAUUGAGUCUUCAACUUGAUGAUGAAAAGACGGAGGGUAAUGCCCGCCUUGUUCACAGACUGCUCUCUCAGUACAUCGAGGGACACACUGACUGGGUGGAGAAAUAUCCAACGAGCAGACAUGUUCCAAAGCUGCUCCAUGACGUGAGCCUGGUGGUGAGUCGCUGUCGUCAGCUGGGAGAGGAGUUGCGUCGGCUGAAAACGUGGGGAAGUGUGAGGCUCAAUAUUCUCAACAUGAGCUGUGUGGACACUCAAGUGCACAUUGUCUUCAGCAGUCUCAAGACACUUUCCGAGUUUGAGGUGAUCUUCUCUGUGAGUUUGAUCGACCAGCCCUAUGUCCUCCAGUUGAAGAGCUUUAACAACAUGAUCGGGAACACAACGAUCCAACAGAUUGAGGAGAUUGCGUCGUCGUUCAGUCCAUCCAAGAACCUCCUGACAAAGAUCGUCAAAAAGAUAAAUGAGAAUCUACUCUAUUGAGACAAACAUUUUUUAUUCCAGUCAGUUGUAAUAAAAACAAUUUUGUACAUUAUGAAAGAAAAUCUUUAACACAUAACUGGCUUUUAAGUAAAUAAAUAAUGUGUACAGGUUGCAAGACUGUUAUUGUUUUUUUGCAUUUUGUUAUAAAUACUUGGUGAAAUUAAAUUAUCGGUGUUCAACGGAACAGCAUGCCUGUUUAAGUUGCUAGAAUACAGUUUUACAGAAUUGGUUUUAAUUAAGUCCAUGAAUUCCUGAGCCCGGAGUAUUUCUUUUUGUGUUAGCUUAGCUUUAUUUCCAGUUUAUUAAUAUUGAACAUGUCAAGUUCAGGGGGCAGCCAUAGCUUAUUCACACAAAAGUGGUGAACAGUUGCCUCCAUGUUUACUAACGUACAUCAGCACGCCGCCCGUGACAUCUUUACUACGUGUGGGUCACCACAUAUGUGAGACGGGACGUACUCAUUCACAGAUUCCUGCCUUUUAUUAGUAAGAGCAAUCGCAGUCUUUCACUUCUCUCAUGUGCAGAAACUGCAGCUUCCAGAUGGUGAACAUGGUUAAAGUACUUUGUUUUGCUUACUGUGUACAUAGUAUAGUCACAUUUUGUAGCAUUGAAUGUAAGUAAAUAUUUUGCUGUUUGGUUCAUAAUGCUAAUCCACCAGUUCCUAUGAUUUCUUUACAAUUUAGGAAAAUAAAAUGAAUGUACAUACAUUUAAAAAAGAAAAAGUAAUUUGAAACUUUUUUGUGUGCCAUUGUUUGCUUGUAUUAAAUGUGUUGCCAGGA